Messenger RNA from Pogona vitticeps (central bearded dragon), 10382 nucleotides. RefSeq names its product diacylglycerol kinase iota (gene DGKI). NCBI's taxonomy places the organism in Eukaryota, Metazoa, Chordata, Lepidosauria, Squamata, Agamidae. Gene Ontology annotation, molecular function: ATP-dependent diacylglycerol kinase activity; protein binding. The record is from RefSeq and is a predicted model, not a curated record. Gene Ontology annotation, biological process: phospholipase C-activating G protein-coupled receptor signaling pathway. Gene Ontology annotation, cellular component: glutamatergic synapse; plasma membrane.
CUCGGUCAGGCUCCGGGAUGCAGCUGCUCCCACUCCGCUUCGCUUCCCGAAGGCGUGGCAGGAGAGGCAGCACAGCAGCCGCCCCAGCAGGAGGGGGAGAGGAGGCGCCGAUUGGCCCGAGCGGAGGCGGGAGGUAGGGAGUUUCCCACAAUGCCCCGCUGCAGCCAGUGCGGCCGCCGAGGGAUGCUGCGGGAAGGGGCUGCCAUUUGUAGCCGCCGAGACCAGCCGGUCGCUGCCGAGGGCUCGGGGGGGCCCGCGCCGGCCCCGAUCGCCCUGCCCUGAUCAGCCCAGGCUCUCCGGAGACUCCUUGGCCGCUUGCUUCCUCCCCCCUUCCCCGCCCCGCGCCUGCCUCUGCGCUCUUUCCCGGCUUCCCUCCGCGGGUCGCUGUCCGUUCAGCACCGCGAUGAACCCUCCUUCGGCAGCCGGCGAGGAGAAAGGGGCUGCGGGAGGCGGCGGCACUGGCACUGCCUGCCGGGGAGCCGAAGGCGGUGGGGAUCCGAGGAGCGCCCCCGCCGGGGCAGCCGGCGAACCGGAGGAGCCGGGACUUGCCGGUCAGAAAGAGGAAUCCCUAGAAGAGAAACUGAAGAGUUUAACCUUCAGGAAACAGGUGUCCUACAGGAAAGCCAUCUCCAGGUCUGGCCUUCAACAUUUGGCUCCUGUUCAGAACCACAACAUUCCCAUCACAAAUGGACCAGUGAAGGAGUCUAGGAUGACACUAGAAUGGACUGAUAAUGCAGUGAAUGGAGAGCAUCUUUGGUUGGAGACAAACGUUUCUGGUGACCUUUGCUACCUCGGGGAAGAAAGCUGCCAAGUCAAGUUCUCAAAGUCAGCUGUUCGAAGAAAGUGCGCUGCUUGUAAGAUUGUGGUCCACAAUGCAUGCAUGGAAGAGUUAGAAAAGAUAAACUUCCGGUGCAAGCCAACUUUCCGAGAAGCCAGUUCUAGAUCGCCAAGAGAGAAUUUUGUCCGGCACCACUGGGUACACAGGCGGCGACAGGAAGGAAAGUGUAAGCAGUGUGGAAAGGGAUUUCAGCAGAAAUUCUCCUUUCACAGUAAAGAGAUUGUGGCCAUCAGCUGUUCAUGGUGCAAGCAGGCGUUCCACAAUAAAGUCACCUGCUUCAUGCUGCAGCACAUAGAAGAGCCAUGUUCCCUAGGGGCUCAUGCAGGUGUUAUCGUGCCCCCCACCUGGAUCAUUAAGGUGAAGAAAACUCAGAAUUCAUUGAAAAAUUCAACCAGGCGAAAGAAGAGGACAUCUUUUAAAAGGAAAGCCAGCAAAAGAGGGAAUGAGGAGAACAAAGGCCGACCUUUUAUAAUAAAGCCUAUCUCUUCCCCACUUAUGAAGCCCUUGCUUGUAUUUGUGAAUCCGAAAAGUGGAGGGAAUCAGGGUACUAAGGUUCUCCAGAUGUUCAUGUGGUACUUGAAUCCACGUCAGGUCUUUGACCUCUCUCAGGAUGGGCCAAGAGAUGCGCUAGAACUGUACAGAAAGAUGCCAAAUCUGCGAAUCCUGGCCUGUGGUGGGGAUGGAACAGUGGGCUGGAUCCUCUCCAUCCUGGAUGAGUUGCAACUGAAUCCCCAGCCUCCUGUUGCUGUGCUUCCACUUGGCACUGGGAAUGACCUUGCUCGAACCCUCAACUGGGGAGGGGGAUAUACAGAUGAACCUGUUGCAAAAAUUCUCUGCCAUGUAGAAGAUGGAACCAUUGUCCAACUGGAUCGUUGGAACCUCCAGGUGGAAAGAAAUCCAGAUUUACCUGAAGAUGAACUGGAAGAUGGCGCACGGAAGCUUCCCCUCAGUGUCUUCAAUAAUUACUUCAGCCUCGGAUUUGAUGCUCACGUCACAUUGGAAUUCCAUGAAUCUCGAGAAGCAAAUCCGGAAAAAUUCAACAGCCGCUUCCGAAAUAAAAUGUUUUAUGCUGGGGCAGCUUUUUCAGACUUCCUUCAGAGAAGUUCCAGAGAUUUAUCCAAGCAUGUAAAAGUUGUGUGUGAUGGAACAGACCUGACCUCGAAGAUUCAGGAGCUGAAAUUCCAAUGUAUAGUGUUUUUAAAUAUACCCAGGUAUUGUGCUGGCACAAUGCCUUGGGGGAACCCAGGAGACCACCGAGAAUUUGAACCUCAGCGGCAUGAUGAUGGUUACAUUGAGGUCAUUGGAUUUACCAUGGCUUCCUUGGCUGCUCUUCAAGUGGGAGGUCAUGGAGAAAGGCUACACCAGUGCCGGGAGGUGACAUUGUUGACGUACAAGUCUAUCCCCAUGCAAGUGGAUGGUGAGCCUUGCCGACUGGCUCCCUCUCUCAUCCGGAUCUCCCUGAGGAAUCAGGCUAACAUGGUGCAGAAAAGCAAGAGGAGGACAUCCAUGCCUUUACUAAAUGACAUCCAUAAAGUGCCCUCUGCUGACCUGAGGAGAGUAUCAGCUCCCCCUGACACCUUCACAGUUCCCCAUGCCAUCCCAGAACGCCUACGGAUCAGAGUGAACCGAAUUAGUUUACAAGAUUAUGAGGGACUGCAUUACGACAAAGAAAAACUCCGGGAAGCUUCUAUUCCUUUGGGAAUUAUAGUUGUCCGAGGAGACUGUGACCUGGAGACGUGUCGUAUCUAUGUGGAUCGCCUGGAAGAGGAUUUACAGUCCGUAUCUUCAAAUACACAGAGAGUCCAUUACCAGGACCAGGAAGGCUCUUUCCCAAGAGUAUCAUCAGUUCAGAGACUUUCUCCUAGAUGGUGCUUCCUAGACGCAACUUCUGCUGAUCGUUUUUACCGCAUUGACAGAUCUCAGGAACAUUUGCACUUUGUGACGGAAAUUUCGCAGGACGAGAUUUUUAUCCUGGACCCAGAGCUGGUGGCAACUCAGGCAGCAGGGACACCUCUCGGAAUGCCAGAUCUGGUAGUGGAGCAGGCCUCUGGAGUAUCAGAUCAGUAUAAUCCUGCUGUUCGAAAGCGUAUGCUGAGUGACAGUGGCCUGGGGAAGAUGUCUCCUCACUACGAGGUACCUGAAAAACAAAAGGAGGCCAGCCAGAUGCACCUGCUGCAAUCCCCAGUUUCUUCAGAAGAUCAAGCACUUUUACAGUCGGUAAUAGCUGGUGAUUUCCUAAAAUUCAUAGAAUGCUGUACAAAGGGAGCUAAUCUGUUAAUCCAGGGACCUGACCACUGUUCCUUGCUUCAUCAUGCAGCCAAGACUGGACAUGGAGAAAUUGUGAAGUACAUCCUAGAUCAUGGUCCUUCUGAACUAUUGGAUAUGACAGAUAGUGAAACGGGUGAGACAGCACUACAUAAGGCAGCCUGCCAGCGCCACCGUGGCAUCUGCCAGCUAUUGGUAGAAGCAGGAGCUUCAUUGAAGAAAACGGAUGCCAAGGGUAAGACACCCCGAGACAGGGCCCAGCAGGCUGGGGAUCCAGAUCUAGCUUCAUAUUUGGAGGGUCAUCAGAACUACCAAGUGGUUCCCCAUGAAGACCUAGAGACUGCAGUGUGAUGUCUUUGGAAUAUGGAAGAAUCCCCUAGGUAAUAACAAGGCUGCGCCUGAGGCACAUUCGGGCGUCCUGUGAAGAGGAAGCAAACGGAAUCAGUGCGACUCUCGCUCUCGUGAAAAAAUAUCUGAGAAGAAGUCAUCAGUUUCUAAGGGCUACAGAGACAUGCCACAGAACUCUCGUUUUCCCAUAGAUUAACCUGUGGGAAUGAAGGGGGAGAUUCAAAGGUCUGCGCAAUCAAUGGGCUGAGGAAAUUUACUUCUAUUGCUCUCAGCAAGUAGCAUGACACAUCUGUGUUCCUGUGUAGAAUUUAUUUGAACAAGAACAGCAGCAACAACAACAAUAGCAACAACAGGUGUGGGGGAUGAAACAAAGUGACAGGAACAUUUGUAAUCUGGCCAAAUCUUUCUCCUCUCUGAAUCUUUGCCAUAUAACUCUUGCUUCUCCUGAUGUUGGCCCUACAUUCUCCCUCUGUCAUCAUGUGUGCUACGUUCCCCCUUCUAUCUCCACAGCAGAGCAUCCGUAAAGUGGUGUCUGUUUAUUUCUGUGCUAAAUUUUCAUGGCUGCUCAGUGUUUUGAGGAGAGCCCUCAGUGCCCAUACCUUUACAUAACAAGAACUCACUCACUUUCCUCAGCUACUGCAUUACCAGAUAGAUACUUCUAGUUCUCAACAUAUUUCUUCUUCUGCCCUAUUUAAAUAGGCACCAGAGCAUUUGCAGUAUUACUCACAAAGAACCAGAGUAGGUGUAUCAUGCCUUUGAGCAUACAAAAGCUACAGUGUGAUGGUAGGCCACAAAGAAUCAGAUCAGGUGGUAACUGUGUAGUAAGGUUCCUUGAGAAAGUGCACCAAGCUUGUUUACAUUACCCUGACACACACCCCAACAGGUUUUCAUGAUGUUUUGUUUUAGAAAAUUCCUCCACAAAUUUGUUUUGAAUGUUUCUUUUGGCAAAAUCUUUUGACAACCUAUAGAUAUGUUAAAUCCACCCAACACAUUUUGCUCAUCAUAACCCUUUUGAUGGCCACUCUGGUGAGAUGCCUCGGUUCUCCCUUUGCUGGCUACAGUGCUUAAUCUUGAGUCCUUCAUUACUUGUGGGUACUUCGGACUGUUAGGCUGCCAAAGACCAGAGUAACCUAAUUCAUAUCCAUAAGGGUUUAUAUUUCGUCAAUCAGCGUUGACGUGAGGUCUUCACCUUUUCCUUUCAAAGGCCACUUGAAACUAAACCGAAAGAUCCUGCUGAGAAACAUUGUCUUGCUGCUAUAAAAGGAUGAAAGCUAUGUUAAAAUAAGUGAAAAUAUGCUAACAGUGCAAUGAUAAGCAUGUUUUCUCUAGGUUUGUCUAAAUUUAAAGGAUAUGCUACGGUAAAUUUGUUUAGGAUUGCCUUCUAUGAGUUUUGGGUUAAGUAAUUUAUAAAUAGAGAAGAACUUAGCCCAAUAAUUAUGGGACUAAAUGGCAUGCAGUUGUUACUCCUACAUUAUUUCCUAUAGGCUUUUCCACCACCACAGUGGGAAAUUCAGUGGUAACAGUGGUGGAUGGGUUGGGGCAUACAAAACCCAAAGCCACCUUCUUGUCUUUGAGUUAGAACUUCCAUGUGCGUAGGUGUGAGGAAGUCUGAGGUCCUCUUUACUCCAUCUUUCCAACUUUCAAGAAACUAUUUCUUUUAAAGAACAAAGUGCUCUCCCCCCAGCAUUAAAGAUAGGGAGACUGUCAUCUCUCCUAAAUCAAAGCCUCCCAAGUCUCAGCUGGAAUUCCUAGGGAGUCAUAUAAACAAACACUCCAAGAUGAACCUGCUGCUGCAGGUUGCAGGGCAUGAUGGUCCAUAAAACUUCUCACAUCUGUGCAAGAUCAAGAUCUUACUUUGUAAAAUCAAACUCACUUCUAUUCCAGGACACUUAGAGGGCAUUUUCUGAGCUUCACGAGGUUCAAAGUAGAUGAACCCAUUCCUUAGAAAAAGUCAGGGCAGAUCUUAGUUGUACCUCCUGUAUCCUUCUACUGCUUUCUAUUUUGCUGGUCUUCAAAGGUGUUAAAAACUAUUCUCAUGUAUACACAUGUGGCCAUCCUAGCUUUGAUGAUGAAGGGAAGAAUUUGUAUUGGGAGUGAUUCCAUAGCAACUUACAGCCAAUUUGGUUCCCAUUAAGGAUGUGCACCAUAUUGGCCAAAUGGGAAAGACUAACCAAAUUGGGCUGUUGGUGGUUUCCAGGGCAACCAGAGGUUGAAGCAAAAAGCACAGGGGCGCUCAUGGGGAGGAGUGGCACCCAGAUUGAUAAUUUAUGUUAAAACUGGCAUUCACAGAGAUGAAAUGUUAGAACAAAAAGAUGCAACACUGUUAAAAGAUGGGAAAGAAGAAUAAAAAUAAUCAGUUUCCCAAAAUAGCAUAUAGUUCUGUAAUACCUUCAGAGUAACAAAUGCCUUGUGGCAAACCUUCCAUGGAACAGAGCCUACUACAUUUGAUGCAUGCACUGUUUUAUCCAGUUGACUGGUGAAUGUGUAUAUGUAGAGAGAAAGAACAGAUAAUGUGGCAAUACAAUAGAAAAUUGUACACUAAGUGGCAAUUCAGUUAUGGAAAAUAAAUUCAGGGACCAUUUGCAAUAGUGGUAGUCGGCAAUAACAAUUAAUGUUGAGUUUGGCCAAGAUUAUAUACUUUUUAAAAAUAUAUUUGUAUUAUUUAUAUGCUUCCUUUCUACCCAUGGGGGACCCAAGGUGGCUCACAACCAUUAAAAUUGUACAAUAAUAUGUUUAAAUACUGUGCAAAACUGUAUUUAAAAUAAUUAAACAUUAAUCAAGAUUAAAAUUAAAUUUAAGAACAUUUAAAAAUAUCUAAAUUCCAUAAAGAAACCCCAAUAAUUGCUUAAAAACCUGCCUGAAAAGCAAGGUCUUUGCCUGAAGAUGAUGGGACAAGAGGGAGAAGGAGCAACCUGUCUUCUUGGGGCAGCAGACUCAAAAGCCUGAGAGCAACUACUGGGAAGGCCCUCUUUCACGUCUUCACCAAACAGGCUUGGGGAGGUGGUGCAGACAAGAGAAGGGGUUUCGCAGAAGAUCUUAAAGGCCAAGUAGGCUCAUAUAGGAUGAUAACACUCUUUCAAAUAACCUCUAGAAGUGGAAAGCCAAAAGACACUCAGAAAAUGGAGCCCAAAAAUGGAAUACUGUAUUGGAGACUGGCUAAUAAUAAUACAAUACAGCGGGAUUCAAGGAGGCCUUUUUUAAACAAAGGUCUUAUUGCUGCCUUCUUAGCCAUGCUGGUACUCAGCCUUGCUGCAAGGAGGCAUUUACUACUCUCUUAACCCACUCAGCCUUCUAGCUCCUUUUAUAAGCCAGGAACGGCAAGGGUCCAGCAAACACAUGGUGGUUUUCACCUCUCCAACGACACUGUCCACAUCCUCAGACUGCAUGAACUGAAACAAUUAGAGGCCAAAGUUCCAUCAACAAACCCAGUGUCAAUUACUGUAAAGUGCCAUGCAAAAUCUUCACCAUGGGAUGUCAAGUGGUGAUCAAUCCUCUCUUGGAAACAAGCCCUUGACCACCCAAAGGAGCUCCACCGAAUUGCUCUAUGAAGAUGCAAUGGUGGCAUAGAAGAACUGCUUCUUCGUUGUCACCACUACCACAGAGUAGGCAUUCCAAUGAGCUGUAGUCCACUUUUGAUUGGAUCUCCUCCAAGUUUUCUGCCAUCAUCACUCUAGUCUCUGUCCCACUCAGUUCAUCAUCCCCAAGGAGCUAGUUUGGCUGCACUUCAUGGGAGGGAAUGCUUCGAAGCGAUUGUGUCAAUAGCCCUAGCCACCUUUGCAUUCCAGAGAUCUGCCAGGGCCAUAACAGGAUCACCUGUCAAGACAGCUGGAAACUCCCUAAGAGCUGUCAGAAAACCAUUUGGAUCCAUCAGUCUCCUAGGAUGGACCAUUUAAAUUACUCCCCACCCUCUGCAGGGGUGUUCCAAUAAGCCUAAACCCUACCAGAUAGUGAUCCGUCCAGAACUGUUGAGGGUUCCUCCACACCCAAUCCCAGCAGCCUGUGGGACAGAGCACCUGACAGGAGUGAUUGAAUUUUGAUAGACUAUUACAACUCCUCCUUCCCACCCCCCUGGUCUGGACUGCUGCUGCUCAAUGAAUCUAGGUGGACAAAGCUAAGAAAGACUGAAUUCCUCAGCUUCAUCCAACCAGGUAAUGCAAGCCAACUUAGCGUGUCCAACCAGGGUCAAAUCCUGGAUGUCAGCUGUGCUACUUUUCACUGACCUGGCAUUUAGCAGCAGCACCUUCAACCCAGGGGCCUUGCCAUCAAGGCUAUCUGGGCUGUUUAAUUUGAGAACUUGCCACCAUAUGAAUAGAUGCUAGUAGAGAAAUGUAUAAAUGCUUAUACAUGGCACCACAAGUAGCGGCGGCAGCACCUCUGUCUGUCCAAUUAUUUGUCUAUCUAGUCUUUUGUCUAAUAUCAAUGUAACCUCUGCUUGACUUACCCCAAUUUAUCAUCACAAUCUAGGAUAUAUGGGGCCUAAAGUUGCCCUUUUAAAUUUUGCGAAUUUUGCAGAUGAGCAAAGAUUUGAACAAGGGUCUUUGUGGUUCUAGUUAAAUACUCUAUUUAUUCUGUCGCAAUGGGUCUCACUUGGGGCUUUUCUACAUGGGCUCAUUUACAGGAGACUACUGUGGGCUAUAUAGGGUCACUUGGGGUCAGGUUACAGGCACAGUAUACCAUCUGGUAUGAUCCUUGCAUCCAAAUGACGUACGCACCUUGUGGCUUCCCAUAGACAUCUGGACGACUACUAUGUGAACAAAAUGCUGAACUAGAGCAUUAACUGGUCUCAGCAACCAUGGCUCUUACAUGUUCAUUAUGAGACUGUGGUGUGACUAGCAGUGUAGAUCCAACCCAUUAUUAUUUUCCCACCAUCCGUGAGUAUUUGCUUGCAAAUGACAGUGUUACUCCACAGAAGGCAACUUCUCAUAAUUAGCAUGCAAUAUCCCACAUAAUUCAUCAUGUGGGGGGGGGAGAGAACAGGCUUUUGUUUCCAGUGCAUGGUGAACUUAAACUUAAGAGUUACAAGCUCUGAAUAGGGUCAGCCUGACAACAAUGGGAAAAACACAAUGGUUGCACAGCUGGUUAAAGGCUUCCUUGGGUGAUUUUGAGGUUUUUGAAACUCAUACAAAAUGCAGUGAAAUUUUGUGCACCCCAAAGUAAUCAAAGGAAGUCUUUAGCCCGUGGCAAUUUGCUACUGGUGCCAUUCCCACUGCUUACACCAAUCUGUGCCAAUGUGUAGCUGAUUCUCACUACAGAUUUAUAUAGACAUGCACUAUACUUUUUUGGGGGGAGGUACUGUAUGAUGCUGUUAAGCAAUGUGGCUGGUAUAUGUAAGUGGAACAUAGAUGUCAGAAGGAUAUUGCAAUGUGAUACUUUUUAAACCUCAUACAGACGAUAGAAGGAGAAAUUACAGCAUCUUGUCUAUUCUCCUAUUAAGGUCUAGUAAGGUAAAAUCUUACAUGCGCUACAUGGUAACAUGAGACAUCACUGAACUAUGAAUCUCCCCAUCUGAGCUUUCAUUACAGUGUUUCUACAUUUGCAGAGACAUGGAAGUUCACAAUAUGAUUGUGUAACAUGAAACAUUGUAAUUUACUUAGCUAUCACUAAGGGAGAGAAAAUAAGAUACACAGCUAUCUUAAUUUUGGUGGUGGCCAUGUUGCUGUUAUAAUUCCAGUUUACACCUGAAGUAUAUUAAUCCCAGAGGUUGUUGAAUGUUGUUCAACUUUGGGCAAUUAAAGAUUCAAUUCCAUAAGACUGGAAAAGUUACAUUUUUAUAUUACACUUCUCAGAACCCUGAGGAAUACUUUCCCCAAAAGUAAACAUUUCCAACAUAUAUUUGUGUGUGAGAGCUAAUGGUUUGCUGUUCACACAUGAAAAAAUGGACGCUGGUAACUGUAGAAAAGCCCCCUGCCCAUUUUCCUCAUAGACAUCUAACAAUGACAUUCAGUUAGGCCAAUGGUUCCCAAUCUUGGGUAACCAAGGUGUUCUUGGACUGCAUUUCCCAGAAACACUAGUCAGAGCAGAUGGGGGUGAAGGCUUCUGGGAAUUGCAGUCCAAGAACACUUUGAUUACUCAAGUUGGAAACCGAUGAAUUAGACCACAAGCAUACAAGUAGUAUAAGGGACUAGAAUUCAUCAAAUCAAAUUUGACAGGUGCCACGCCCCUUUAUGGCGGGACUAAGAGCUCAAGAAUUGACCAGUCCUAAUAGCACCAAAUUUGCUGACUUGUUGCAGAAUCUCAUGCUAGCCAGGUAAAAAAGAGUCCACUCAACCCUAGCAAACCACUAGGGUUGAGUUUCCUUUAAAUUUUGUACUGGAUUUUGCAUGUCCAAGUGUGUGUGCCUUGUCAAAAUGGAAAGGGUGCAUGCAUGACUCCAAUUUGUGUAUGUCACUCCUUUUUUUAAAAAAAAAUGUAUACAGUGGCAAAAGAAGAACCCAACACUGGCAUAUUUCUAGAAGAUGGCACCCACCCCACCCUCUAACACAGACACAUUUUUGUGCUUCGCAUUUAUUUUACACUUUGCCAUGCAGAGCUGAGUUAGAAACAACAGAGCUGGCCCUUAGCAAGUGCUGAACUCUUUGUAAAUUCAGGGAAAGUCUUCUUGAUUGGUGCCACCUAUGAGAAGUGCUCUGUAUUCUUGCGUGGGGCUGGAAACCCACUCAACAGAGAUGUAAACAAUGUGAAUUAAGUUUAGUAAUAUAUUUGCUUCAGUUGGUUUUUACAAAGCUGGUAUAUUUGAAUGAGAAUGCACAUGUAAAAAGCAUACACCUUCCAGAAUGGUCGGGGUCUAGCGUUCAGCCAUCUCAAAAUCUGGUUUGGUCAGAACCUGAUGAUGUGAAAUGCGGCUACUCCUGGAUUGUCUUCGUUGCAUUUUGGUUAUAUUGUAACUCUUAAAAUGGCCACCCCAUUCUACCAUAAGACUGGGGCAACAGUA